AUGAAUGGCGUCUGGAAGAACAUCGCGCUUUUGCGUUAUUGCACAACGUUCAUGACGCUAACAUUGUGCGAUAGGCAGGAAAAAUCGCCAAAAACUCACGAUUUUGUAAUGCACUACAAAGGAAAAGUCCCAUCUUGGAUUGGCUUCAAGAAAGACCCAGAUCAACUCUGGCAAUGGAUAAAUGGAGAAAACACAAUCAACCUGAAGGUGAUUGGAAAAGGAGGAAACUGUGCUUAUUUAAACAGUGAAGGCACUGCCACUGCUUCGAGGUGUAGCACAGAACUACUUUGGAUUUGCAAUAAGCCUGAUGUAUGUAAUAGAUCAAAUGGAGUAUGACACACAUCCUUUCCUGCAAGCAACACCAGGCAGCCAACCUGCUCUGACAGGACCUGCAGCCAAACUGAGCCAUUUGAAAUUCUCUAGCCUGGCUUGCUGACCAGACUCCUCUAGUCUCCUCUUGCCUCGGAGGUCUUGCACACCAGAAUUGAUCAGCUCCAUUUAGUUGUAGGGUCCCGUUGUUUUCACCAAAUAGAAAGAGAAAUUGGGAUAUCCUUCAGGGUGAGGUUUGUUUUUCCUUGAAAUGGGUAUGUGUUCUAAACUUAAUAUUCUAAAUAUUCUUAAUAAGUUUAGAACACAACAUAGACUCAUAGAAUCAUAGAAUUGUAGAGUUGGAAGAGACCCCAAGGGCCAUCCAGUCCAAACCCCCUGCCAUUGUAGGAAAUCCAAAUCAAAGCAUCCCCGACAGA
This is a messenger RNA of Sceloporus undulatus (fence lizard), 746 nucleotides long. Its product is annotated as C-type lectin domain family 2 member D-like. The record is from RefSeq and is a predicted model, not a curated record. The transcript is spliced from 3 exons. NCBI's taxonomy places the organism in Eukaryota, Metazoa, Chordata, Lepidosauria, Squamata, Phrynosomatidae. Bases 1 to 336 code for a protein of 111 amino acids.